Messenger RNA from Malaya genurostris, 1661 nucleotides. RefSeq lists its product as uncharacterized. Gene Ontology annotation, biological process: DNA integration. The record is from RefSeq and is a predicted model, not a curated record. Bases 82 to 1029 code for a protein of 315 amino acids. Gene Ontology annotation, molecular function: nucleic acid binding. The transcript is spliced from 2 exons. Lineage: Eukaryota; Metazoa; Arthropoda; Insecta; Diptera; Culicidae.
GGACUGCGCGCAGAGCUAAAGCGAAUCGGAAGGGCUUGUAUAUGGUGUAAAGUACACAAAUGUCGACCAUCGAUCCCCAGGAUGGCCCCACUUCCGGAGUCGCGUGUUACACCGAAUCGUCCAGCAUUUAGUCAUACUGGCGUAGACUUUUGCGAGCCGAUAACAGUAACUGUCGGUCGGAGAUCGGAGAAGCGAUACAUCUGCUUGUUCACGUGUAUGACAACGAGAGCGGUACAUCUUGAGAUAGCUCACGGCCUAACAACUCAAGCAUGUCCCAUGGCCAUACGACGAUUUGUGUGCCGUAGAGGAAAGCCGCUAGAAUUUUACUUAGAUAACGGUACGAACUUUCAAGCAGCAAGCAAAGCAAUCACGCGACAGAUCGGGACGGAUUGUGAGGAUGAAUUCACUGAUUCCAGGACCCGCUGGAACUUCAAUCCACCCAGCGCACCUCAUAUGGGCGAAGUAUGGGAGCGACUGGUUCGCUCUGUAAAAGCAGCAUUAACCGUGUUAGACGACGGCCGAUCAUUGACCGAUGAAGUUCUACUGACGACCCUCGCUGAAGCCGAAGACUUGAUCCACUCGCGGCCGUUAACGUACGUCUGCUUGGAUCCAGAAGAAGAAGAAGCGCUGACCCCGAAUCAUUUCAUUCGCGGUGUCGGUGCAAUCAACGCGGAAUGUUACAUUCCGCCUACAUGUGAAGCCGAGGCACUCCGUGAUCGGUAUAAGCGAUCGCAACGACUGGUCGAUAAGCUGUGGAUACGGUGGGUGUCCGAAUAUCUACCGUCAAUCAACCGAAGAACGAAAUGGCACAAUGAGUCGCCGCCAUUAUCUCUUGGAGAUCUGGUAUACAUUACUGAUGACACGUUUCGAAAAGGCUGGGUCCGUGGCAUCGUAACAGAAGUCCACCCAGGAGCGGACGGCAGAAUCCGUCAGGAGAUGGUAGAGACGACAAAGGGUAAGUUUAGGAGGCCGGUAACAAAGCUUGCGGUGCUCGAAGUGCAGGAUCGUAAAUCCGGUGAUGCUAAUUAGCCUGCACCAGAGUUACGGGGAGGGGUAUGUACGCACCGGUGCCUACGUCUCAGCGACGACGACAGAACGAGACAACGUCGCAUCCAUGUACCCUGGAUCAGAGCAUAGAUGUCAGUGAAUAUGUUGUAAGCAAGAAGGAAGAAAAAUAAACAACAGCAUAAGUGAAGUUGAAACAGAGUUUAGCCAGCAAGCGAUAGUGUUUUUAGACAAUUUGUGAUAUUGAGAGCCAGGAUUGUUAGUCGAAGUAGAUCUAGCACCUACCGUGAAAACAGGUGAAUUAUCGAUCUAACAGUAGGAAAUUGAAAAGCGCACCGCUGCAACUAACCUGAAAAGAAAGAGGAAAAAGGGAAAACUAUUAAUGUAAGUAAGCAAAUGAAAGUGAAGAAAAGUGAAUUAAUAAGAUUGUUGUUUUCGAUUAUUUUAUUUGAAUAAAAAUAGUUUUAAGCUGCUGCAAAUCGUAUUAAAAGCACUGCUGUCAAAGUUUAGUUAUUUAGGGUGGUCCGAAAUCGAACACCCGUGAACGACCGCAACUAGGUUAAAACCGGGUAUAAAUAAACGAUAUAAUAAUAAUAAUAAUAAUGAAGUUUUUAGUCAAAAAAAAUCAUUGUGUACAAAAAUAGCAUGAAAUUCAC